Rhizophagus irregularis DAOM 181602=DAOM 197198 is the source of this 6306-nucleotide messenger RNA. The record is from RefSeq and is a predicted model, not a curated record. NCBI's taxonomy places the organism in Eukaryota, Fungi, Glomeromycota, Glomeromycetes, Glomerales, Glomeraceae.
AAGGUUGUGGAAUUGAUCGUUUAUGGGUAUUCGUACAAGAAUUUCUUAAUAAACGAUGCAAAGAAUUCGUAACAUUCGACGAACCAGAAAUAAUGAAACCAACAAUUGACGAAACAUAUAAAGAAUUCUUUUGGUCACAAUUCUCAACUAGUGAUAAUUUAUCAUUUUGUAUACUGAAGGAAGUUACUUCGGAACAAAUUCAAAAGUCUUCAAUAAAAGGCAAGAAAAAUACGGCCGCAUCAUUUAAAACAACUGACGAAAAAAAUUAUCAGACUGUCCAAAUCGACAAUAUGUCUCUUGAAGAAAUUAGAACGAAUUAUGGUGACAGAUUUCGGAUAAUGACAACUGAAAAAUUUCAAAAAAAAAUUCUGUUUGGAAUAGUUGAUAUAUCUCGGCCACUUUCAAAUCAAGUUUGGAGGAUAUUGCAGCAUAUAGCAAAACAUCGUUCUUUAGGUGCUACUCAAGUAGAUAUGGCAAGACACUUUAAUAUCGAACCAAAAUCUUUUUCCCAUUACUUAAAAACACUUUGUAAUCUUAAAUUAAUAGUAAAAUUAAAAGUUACUCAAAAUGGGAUACAGACAAAUUUGUGCAUCUUGUCUGGAUGCGCGGCUCAAAAUAAAGCAUAUUCUGGAAAAUCUGUAUAUAUACCAACGAGCAAAAUCCAAGUAUCACAAUUAAGUGAUGACCAUGAUUCAGCAGAUAAAAUUGGUGAUAAUGUUUCAUUCAAUUCUGAAUUAGUAAAAAUAAGAUUAACAGAGAUUCUUGAUCAAGCCAAGAAUCAGGUUAUGUCUGCAAAUGAUAUGAGGAUGGCCUUAUUUGCAAUAUCAAAUCCGACAAAGAACCAACGACGUUGGUUUAAUAACAGAAUUGAUGAAUUGACACAAAAUGGGUAUAUCGAAAAAGUGAAUGUUCCGAAAAAAUCUAUGGAAGGACCAAUGGAACGAUGUUUUAGGCUUGCUAAGAAAUACGUGAGAGGCAACAACAACAAUAAUGAUAAGCGUAAGAACAAAUCAUCUACCGUAGAUACGCCAGAAUCUGCGAUACCACACUUAGAAUCAAAUGAAAAGCCAUUACAAUCUGGCGUUUUUGUAGAUUUACCUUUAGAUUGUCAAGUGUAUCGUUUAAUCCACAUGGCUGGCGAACAAGGAAUAACUGCAGGAGAACUUCAAUGUAUGUUUCGUAACAUAAAUGACCGUGUCCUAAACAAGUCAUUAACCGGGCUUGUUAUUGAUUUACCUCCUGGUUUAAACCGUUUUAUUAUAAAGCGUGCUGUUGAGUGUAAAGGACGAGAAAGACAUUAUCGUUAUUUUUCUCGUGAAGGUUAUAUGAAAUUCGCUGUAGCACAUGGUUUAAAUUUGGAGGAUAUAAAUCAAAUUAACUCUGAUGAGGAUCGUGAUUCUGAAUAUAUACAUGAUCCUCAAUGGGGAGUUGAAUUAUUGCAAGAUGGCGAAGAAGAGAAGAAUGAUGAUUUCUUACCUAGUAUAAGUACUAGAGAGAGACGUAGAAAGAAAAAGAAUAAAGAGAGGGGAAUUAUUGAACCACCUAAAAUGAUUACAACUGUGCCAAAGAAAAGAGGACGACCCAGAAAGUAUGAUUCUGAAGGAGAACUCAUUAAUAAAAAUGAGAUUCCAAAAAUAGUAGAGGAAAACUCAAGUGAAAUAACUGAUAGUAAGAAGAAGCGUGGUCGUCCACGAAAGACUGAUAAUAUGACGGGAAAUAAUAAACCUAGCAAGAAGAUUGCAAAAGUUGAUAAUUCAAACUCAGCACAUGAACAAUCAAAUACUACAAUGGUAGUUAAACCAAAGCCUAAAAAAACGUAUACUAAGCGCAAAAAAGUUGAUGAUAAAAUUAUAACACAUGUUAAAGUAAAUAUGGAUAUUCAUGAACCUAAUGAAGAAUCUUCUACAGGAAUUGUUAAUUUGCAUGAUGAAGAGAAUAAUACAGUAAUGCAGAUUGACAAUCCUAUUAUUCCAAAUGCUUAUGAUUCGAUUACACAAUCUAAUGGUAAUUUGAAUUUGCCUGAUCAUGAGACAGAUGCUGGCAUGAUUAUUGACAUUGAUCCUGAAAAAGAUAAUAUUUUGGAUGAUAAUAAUCUAAUUAUGGCGACAUCUCAAUAUCAACAAACCACAGAAUUAAAUAUUGGAAGUGUUGUUGAAUCAUUUAAUGAUAAUAGCCAAGAGAUAGAUGCUGACUUACAACCAGAUGAUGCCUCAGUUUCAAAAAUUCUUGAGAUUUCAAAUGAAAAAAAUUUACAUAAUGUUAAGAAAGUAUAUAAAACAAAAAAGAAGAUUCCCCCUGUAAUUUCAAUUACUGCAUCAUUACGAGAAAAAAUUAUAGAAAAUCUUUUGAAAGAGCAUAAAGUGUUAGAAUGUGGUGCAACGCUUAUUAAUGCAUAUCAAGAUAAAAUUAGAGAAUAUUAUAAUGGUAUGACUUCACACACCACUUCACACACCAUUGACAAAAAGACUUUGGCUCGUACUGGAAGUGUUAUGGAAAGAAAGGGAUUAUUAAGGCAAUAUAAUAUAAUAUUACCGUCAUUAAAUGGUAAAGAUCAAAAUAAACUUUUGUUCCUUAGUCCUAAAUUAUCGCCUGAAAGUCCUGAAGUAAAAGAAUAUGUUACUAAACUACAAGAUAAAGCUUUACUAGUUGGUAGAUCUUAUAAGGCAGCUAAAAUUGAAGAGUUAGUCGUUGAAUUAGAGCCUCUUUCAGAAUUACAGAAACGUAUGGCCGCUGAAGCAGCAGCCAAUAAUUCUGUAAAUCUUCUAGCCGAUAAUCUUAUGUCAUCUGAUCUAAAUAAUGAGAGUCAAAUCAGUCAAUCUAAUGCUAGCGAAAAAGUACCUAAUGACAUGUGUUGGUUACAUUGUGCUCGUGAGUAUGGUUGGAUUAAUGCUAAGAUGAUUAGAGCAAAAAUCUUGCAUCAAUAUUUUUUCAACAAAAUUAAUGAUGCAGGUCCAUCUGAUCCUUGCAUCAUGAAAGAAGAAAGAAUUUUUCAGACAGCAAUUCUUCUCAGAGAUCUUCCUCUAGAUUUAUAUCUUAAGCUUGUUGGGCAAUUUACUCCAAGUGCAAAAUUAACCGAUUAUAUAAGAUCUGGACAAAACAUGUCACUUAGCGUAAUUAACCUCCCAAGUGAUCUUAGGUUGGAGAUUUUUACUGGAAAUUAUAAAUUCAGACAAAAUCUUAAAAAGUUAAUUGACAUUCUUGUGGCUUUAAAGUUAAUUAAAAAACUUAAACGCGUUUUUGAUGGAAGAGGAAAUCCGGUUUUAAAUAUGAAAAAGGCGUUUGUGCCAGAUGAUGGCGUUGAAGACAUUUCGACGAGAAACUAUAGUUUACCUCAAAAUCUUUUAGCACCUGCAUAUCAACUUAUGCGUAAUGUUCAAAUGGUGGAUUUUUCGUUCCCUGGACCUGAUAGACCUAAUAUUGGAGAAUACAUGCUUGAUACUAUUGAAAAUGUUUCGGUCUAUUGGAGUGACUUACAAUAUGUAGCUCAAAAAAAAUUUUCCGAGUCAACAUAUAAGAGUGAAGAUGAUAAUGCUAAUUCAGAUUCAGAUUGUCAAGUAGACAGUGAAGAUGACGAUAUGUCCAAACGUAGAAAGAAAGGCAAAGCCUCUUGUGUCGAAGAUGAUCCUCUACGAUUUAUAACUAUUGCACGCAAUUGGAACUCUGGUUUUCCGCUUAAUUCUAAGCAGAAGAAGCAGCUCGAACUUUAUGUUGAUCGAAGAAAAUUACAGACGCCAUAUGAAGAUGAGAACAAAUGUAGACAAAUUGCCCAGGAAAUUGGUCUUCCGUUUCAAAAAGUUCGUGCGUAUUAUAAGAAAAUUGAAGAUAGUUUUGAAAUGAAAAAUAAAGAGAAUAAUGUAGCCAAGCAGAAAGAAAGAAGAGGUAAAGUUGCUGAACGAUCAAAAAACUUUGCCGGAAUUGUUUCAUCAGCUAAAGGAGAACCUUAUUUCAAAAGAAAGAAGAGAGAAAAUAUGGUUCAUAAAGUGUUAAGAAAAACACAGAACGAAACUGAAGUGAACCUCAAUAAUAAUUCUGGCCGUAAAAGUAACCGUGAAAAACUUAAACAAAAAGAAUUAGAAGAACUUCAUGGUAUCGCUGAGGAAGAGAACUUGCCAAUUAUUAAUGACGAAGAACGAUUUGAGACUCAAUAUGAACAAUACUCUCAGAGACAACGUCCAGUCUGGAAUAAAGAGGAAGAUGAAUUGCUUUUUUAUGCUUAUAUUAUUAUUAAACAUCGUUCAGCUAAAUAUAGGUUCUUUUGGAGUCCUGUUACUAAAGUUUUGCCACAUAAAACCAGAGAAAUGUGUCGGCGUAGAUUUAAUGUUUUGAUGAAAAAUUCGGCCUUUCAAGCACGAGUUUCUAAUUAUUUAUUGUUUUGGAAAGACAUCUAUAAUGAAGCAAUAAAGAAAGGGGACCUAAAUGAAGAGGAAGAAAAACAAAUGAAAGACUUUGAUAUAAUUAAUCAAAUGGAAUACUUUAAAAAAAUUGUUAAAGAAAGGCCUAAUGUUACACGCCCCAAGCCCAUAAUUCCUCUUCCCAAAGAUGUUAAAACAUUGCAAGAGCAUUUUGUUGUAACAUAUUCGUCACCAAAUAGGCAUAAUCGUGACUUGUACUUUGAAGAUAAACUUGGUGGAUGUUCAUUACGACAAAAAAUGAAAAAGUUAUACGCACAUUCGCUUACAUACAGGAUUCCAUACAACAAUAUCGAUUAUGUGUUAAAGGAGAUAAACAAUGAAAAACAAAUUAAACUUGAAUGUAUUCAAGCAUUGAUCAAGAUGAUUCUCAUGACACCAGAAGAUCAAUACGAUCCUACUCAUGCGUUUGCCGUUCUCAAUCGUUAUGAACCUUAUGUUAAAGAAGCAAUUGAUCUAGUUAAAGAAACAGGUGCCAUAGUUAAAGUUAAAGGAGGGAGCGAUAGGAGGAUUCCUGGAAGAGGUUUUCAUGUUUCUGACAAAUUUCUAUCAGUUAUUUCGGGAAAAUUGCCAGAUAGGAUGUUCUCACAAGCUGUUAACUUUUACAAAAAAUUCAAAGAAAUCAUGAUAUUUGACCAAUUUGCGAAUAGUGGAGAUAUGGCUUGUAUAUUGGAUUUAUUAUCCGCCGGAAAAGUUGCGUUAUCAUUUGCUAAUCCAGACGCACCUAUUCUUACUAAGAAUAUUGUGCCAAGUCAUCGUAGUAGGAAAAUUGAUGUUGCAAAUCUCAACUUUGAUGUUUCGUUGACGCCAAAUAUUAGCAGCUCAAUUACAAAUACCGAAAUUGAUGACAGUGAAUCUAGCAAAAAUAAUAGCAUUUAUGGUCAAAAAAGAAAACGAUCAGAUGAUAUAAAUAGUGUCUUUAAUCAUAAGAGAAAACGUGGAGAGCAUUAUAUAACUGAAGAAAACAACAUUUCUAACGAUAAAGGAAAAUGCGAAAAUAACACAGUACAAGAAAAAAAUACCUCAGCUUUCAAAAAAGGACAUUUUGACAGUAAGCAAUUUUUGAACACAAGAAAAGAGGCUUCUAAAGUACUCAAAUUACUACUAGAAAGUUUAGAUCAAGAAUUUAAACGUGACGUUAAGGACGUUUAUUAUAUAAUCGAGAAUCGCGAUAAAGUUGGUAUACCUCUCGUUUCAUUAAAGAAAUAUCCGAAAUUAUCGGAAGAAAAUUUAUUACGUUGCAUAAAUAUUUUGGAGACUAAUCAUCCAAGUUUAAUAAUAAAAGUUGGAUAUAAUGCUAGUCGAUAUGUCUCUAGCAUUUAUUCGAAGGAUUGGUUUGUUAAUACGACCCAAACAACUGCAAACAAAUUUAAAAAACAGCGAACAGAAAAAGUUAACAUAGAAGAAAAGUCUUCUAGUCACAAUGUAGAGCUAUCAGAUGAAUCAAAGACUGAGUCGGUUGAAACAUUUGCGCCCCCCAGAAUGUGGUAUGACAUCAAUGGAAAUUUUAUUGAAUCGGUGUUCCGAGGUUGUCUUGAAGCUGUAUUGGGGUUAAUCUUGCAAAAUCCUGGAAUAUGCGAGGCUGACAUUUAUCGGAAACUUUCACUAGUUAUGUCACGUUGUGAAAUCCAAGAUGUUUUGGAAGAAUUAUUGGAUCGUAAAGGCAUCAGAAGAAAAUCAUUUAUCCAACCUCCAAAAGUUACUUUAUUUUCGAAGCCAGCCGAAUUUAAGGAAUGCGAUUUCGAUUCUCUUGAUUCAAACAAGAUAACAUAUUAUUGGGUAAACGAACAUUACUACUUGAAAUGCGUUCCCGAAAUUAUAAAUUAGUGGGUAAUAAUAGAAUAUGUAUAAUAACUAAAAAUGAAAUCGUUAACUAUUUAAUUUUUUAAUAAUAAUA